Leptopilina boulardi is the source of this 650-nucleotide messenger RNA. RefSeq names its product nucleolin-like. Lineage: Eukaryota; Metazoa; Arthropoda; Insecta; Hymenoptera; Figitidae. The transcript has 2 exons. The coding region runs from base 93 to 500 and encodes 135 amino acids. The record is from RefSeq and is a predicted model, not a curated record.
UAAAUGAAGAUAAUUUUUGACACAUUCGCUGAAUAGUUCUAUUACAAUAAACAUCGAAAAAAAAAUUUUAAUUUCUUUUUUAUUUUGACAAAAUGAAAUUUGCAAUUUUUCUUUGUGUUUCGGCAUUUUUAAUUUUUGAGGGCAAAGCUUUUUGGAUUGAUUUUAAUAGUGAUAAAGAUUAUGAUGAAAAAGAUUAUUUGAAUGAUUGGUUUGAUGAUGAUGAGGAUGAUGAUAAUAAAAAAAAAAAUGAUGAUGAAGAUGAUGAAGAAGAUGAGGACGAUGAUGAUGAUGAUGAUGAUAUCUUUGUAAAUUCACUUAUAAAAUUCUUUUGUGGCUCAGAUUCCUCAAAUAAAACUGCAACUACAAUGAAACCUGUUACAACAGCAAAACCAAUAAAACCAAUGAACAGCACUCAACCAGAGGAAUCUAAAAAUCCUGCGGAUGAGAAACCCGCAGAAGACGAAACAACUGUUAAACCACAGUCAAAAAGUGAAAAAUAAGAAAACUAAGGAGGUAUGACACUAAAAAAAAAAAGUAAUGUGAAAAUUAUUAUUAGAGGAAUUUUUUUAUUAUCAGUAUAUUAAUCACAUGUAUGUAAAAUUAAUUUUUAUUCUCCUUUUUUCAAUUAAAAACAAAUUUUGAAAUGAAAA